Pelecanus crispus (Dalmatian pelican) is the source of this 830-nucleotide messenger RNA. NCBI's taxonomy places the organism in Eukaryota, Metazoa, Chordata, Aves, Pelecaniformes, Pelecanidae. The record is from RefSeq and is a predicted model, not a curated record.
UCUCCGGCCUCCUGCGGCGCGCACUGGACUCUGCGCUCAGCCUGCGGCACCGUGGCCUGGGCCUGCGGGGUGCCAAGGCUUUAGCUCUUUCUUUGAUGGUUGAUACCUCUAUCCUCACAUUAGACCUGAGUGACAACUGGCUGCAAGGAGAAGGGGCAGCUGCAAUUGCAGAGAUGCUGAAAGAAAACUGCUACAUUUCAGCUGUUGAUUUAUCUGACAACAAAUUAGGCGUUGAAGGAGCUAAGGCCUUGUCCGCUAUGCUUCUAGAAAAUACUACAAUUGUGUCCCUCCAGUUCUCAGGAAAUGAAUUUGAUGAUCAUGCAGCAAAGUAUUUAGCAGAUGCCAUCACAGCAAACAGCAAACUGGAAAUUCUGGAUCUGAGUUACAUCAUGUUUGAUGACAAAGCAGGUGAAAUUCUUGGAACAGCACUAGCAGAAAACUUUAGAUUAAAGGAACUUAAAAUCAGCUGGAACCAUUUCCAUAGCCAGGGGGCAGCUGCCUUCGCCAAAGGCUUAGGGGCAAACACGUUCCUCAAAGUGCUGGAUGUUUCCUACAGUGGCUUUGACAACAGCGGAGCAGCUGCCUUGGGGGAGGCUCUUAAAGCCAACAAUGUGCUGGAAAAGCUCAAUGUUAGCAACAACCGUAUUUUGGUGGAAGGAGCUCUGCACAUUGCAGCUGGCCUGAAAGAAAACAAGACUCUGAACAGACUUAAUGUGAGCAACUUUCCUAGGAAGAUGACCAGAAAUCCCAUGCAGAGUGAAGGCUGCUGUGGGGUCCUCAAAGCUCUACAGGCAAAUUCUGGCACUGGCAUAGAGAUCCUGGACUUGCCA